Molecule: messenger RNA, 1572 nt
Organism: Metarhizium brunneum ARSEF 3297
Lineage: Eukaryota; Fungi; Ascomycota; Sordariomycetes; Hypocreales; Clavicipitaceae
Product: Cytochrome P450 monooxygenase
Molecular function (GO): iron ion binding; heme binding; monooxygenase activity
Source: RefSeq, a predicted model, not a curated record
AUGCUCGGUAUAUUCACUAGUGGACAGAUGGAGUUGAGCUCUCUACUCUGGGCUGGUCUGGCGAUAAGCACAUGCAUCUACAUUUGCACAUGCCUAUACAACUUGUACCUGCACCCGUUGAGACACUUCCCCGGCCCCAAGCUGGCGGUUCUGGGACCGUUUCACGAAUUCUGGUACGACGUCGUUCAAGACGGCCAGUUUCUCUGGGAAAUCGGCAAGAUGCACGACAAAUACGGGCCAAUCGUUCGCAUCAACGCACACGAGCUGCACAUACGCGACUCCAGCUACUACAGCAACAUCUACGCCGGGGGCGGCCGAAUCGUCAACAAGGCCGAUUCGGCCGUCGGUCCCUUCGCCGCCGUGCCGUCGUCGCUUCUCGCAACGACUGAUCACCACCAACACCGCGCGCGGCGAAACUACCUCAACCCCUUCUUCUCCAAGCGCGCCGUCGUCGCCACGGAGCCGCUCAUCUCGGAGCGCAUCGCCAGGCUCUGCCAACGGCUCGAAUCUGCCGCCGACACGGGAGCAACGGUGCCCCUCGACUGGGCUUUCUCGUCGCUCACCGCAGACAUCAUCACGCAGCGGUUCUACGGGGAGCACUUCAACUAUCUUGAUAUCCCGGACUACAAGAACGCCGUCACUGAAGCUAUACUAGGUCUGGUCCAUAUUUCCAAUUUCACACGAUUCGUCCCCUGGCUGCUGCCCGUGAUGCAGAUGACGCCAGUAUGCAUCAUCCGCGCGAUACUACCGCCGUUUGCAGAGUUUCUCGUGGUGCGGGAAGAAAUGAGGCGCAAGAUUCUCGCCGCCUCCGAGACAAAGGACGGCGUGGAGUCGGGCUCGGUCAUCAUGUCGGCUCUCAUAGAUACCAAGAUCCCGCCUGCGGAGAGGGACAUUGACCGGUUGCUGGACGAGGGAAACGUCAUCGUGUUCGCCGGCACAGAAACUACCUCGAGGGCCCUUAGCGUCGGCAUGUUCUACCUCCUAGAUGACCAGACACACGUGCGCAGGAUACGCAAAGAAUUGAGCUCCGUCGUCUUGGCCCCCGGCCGGGGGUACUCCUCGUCCGACCUCGAGCUGCUUCCCUACCUGAGCGGUGUCGUCCACGAGAGUUUGCGCCUGUCAUUCGGCGUCGUUGCCUGCCUUCCCCGCGUGGCGGCCCAUGAAUCACUGCAGUACAACGGAUUCACGAUCCCACCGGGCACCCCCGUUAGUCAGUCGUCGUACUUUGUACAUACUGAUCCGACAAUCUACCCCGACCCGCACUCCUUUAAUCCCGAUCGAUGGAUACAAGCAGCCAAAGACGGCUUCCCGCUCGGUAAAUAUCUCGUCAACUUUACCAAAGGCAGCAGGCAGUGCAUUGGCCUCCAGAUGGCAUAUACGGAGCUCUAUUUGACAAUCGCGAUGCUUGUCAGCACCUUUGACAUGGAACUUUACGACACGACCAUAGACCACGUCCGCAUUCAUCACAUUCGCACCGUCGGUUAUCCGAGCAAGUGUAAGAAUAUGGACAAUCCAAGAGGGGAGAUUACUGUCAAGGUCAAGCGUAAAAUCGGGGCGGAAUCCGUUCAGUAG